Messenger RNA from Cydia splendana, 2355 nucleotides. RefSeq lists its product as uncharacterized. The record is from RefSeq and is a predicted model, not a curated record. Gene Ontology annotation, cellular component: HCN channel complex. The transcript is spliced from 8 exons. Gene Ontology annotation, biological process: sodium ion transmembrane transport; potassium ion transmembrane transport; regulation of membrane depolarization. The coding region runs from base 15 to 1724 and encodes 569 amino acids. Gene Ontology annotation, molecular function: voltage-gated potassium channel activity. NCBI's taxonomy places the organism in Eukaryota, Metazoa, Arthropoda, Insecta, Lepidoptera, Tortricidae.
CAAUAUAAAUAAUCAUGUCGACUGAAAAUAAAAUUGAUAAAACAACUAAUAAAAUAACUGAUAAAAGUGAAGAUUUGAAGGAAAGGAAGAAGUAUUUCAAACUACACAAGUGUUCUCUAACUAACCUGCAAAACAAAUAUGAGAUUAAAUGCAAUCGGGUCAGGAAAUUUAUUUUGGACGUCAGUUCGGUUAACUUCGACGAUAUAAGAGCUCUCUGUAUGUUUAAGUCCUACGCAAGCCUGUGUGCCGAAAAACACCGUCAAUUCACCAAAUACCCGUUCACCAUACACCCAUUCAGCAAACUACGCAUGUGGGCUGAGGCAGUCGUUUUCUCAGCACUCCUCGCCAUGAUAUUGCUCCUGCCAUUAUGGAUCUCCAGCACAAAGCCUAGCGAUGACGACCCGCUGUAUAUUUUUUUAAUAUUUAGCCACAUCGUAUUUGUCGCCGUCAAUAUCACAAUCAAUUUACUUACUGGCUUCGUGGACGGUAAAAACAGACAACGAAUAGAAUUCAACCAUUACAAGAUUUUAAAGAACUAUUUCUUCUCGUGGAUGCUAGUGGAUUUCGUGCACUUGUCUUGCGUGAUCCACGAAAUGAUAAUGAUGUCAGAAAAAUCAAGCUACCCUCAUUUUGUGCGAACUGUUUGCUCAGUUUUUUCUAUAGAGUAUUUCGUUAUGGUAAAGUACCAUAGCAAUAUAUGCACGGUUUUGAGAAUGAAGGUGCCCUUAAAAACCGCUCUACAGCUCUUACUGCACGUGACUACAUAUUUGUCUUGGAACGUGUUGAUCCAAUUCGUGAUCGAGUAUUACAUAGAGAGUGGCUACCAGCCAGUGCAGCCAAGGAACAGCUCCUGGAUUACUAUUGGAGACUUGUGGGACAAACCGGGGGAGGUGCGGCUCAUGUAUGGCCUGAUGAGGGCAGUGAACAUGUUAAGAAAGAAUUCAAAUUUACAUCUCCUCCCGUACGACGGUGAAUUCGAAAUAUUUACCACAUUUUCCUUUAUUAUUGCUCAAUGCGUUGUUUUACACUGCACAUUCAAAUACAUGAUAGCUCUGUUCGGCACGCAAUCCUCAAAGGCGAAGUACUACAUGAUGUCCCAUCAGAUCCAGACUUAUAUGCAUAAGAGACGCUUCCCGACAUGGAUUAAGAAUAAAGUUCUCAAGUUUUAUGCGAUCCGGUUUAGGUCACACUUUUUUGUGGAGUCAACCAUGCUAGACUGUGUCACCGGCCAAUUGCACGAAGACAUCAUAAUGCACACGGGACGGCAUAUGGUGCGCGAAGUGACGUUCCUCAAGCAGCUGCCGUGGGCUGUGCUUAUUGAGAUCUCUCUUAAGUUCCAGCUUGCUAUCUUCAUUGAAGGGGAUAUUAUUUACAAGAUCAAUACUAUGGGCAAUUGUAUGUACUUCAUUAACAAGGGCACCGUCGCGUUGUACACGGAAUCUGGCUAUGAACUACUGCACCUUGAGGACGGUGAUCAUUUCGGCGAGACCGCGCUUAUGACCGACCACAUUAAAUUGCGCUUUAUCACGGCCGUCGCUGUCACCAACUGCGAGCUGUUCAGUUUGUCGCGCGAGAAUUUUGAGAUUAUCGAGCGAUAUAGGACGGCGUAUGAUGAACUUAAGAAAGUCGGUGUUAAACGGCGCCAGUGGGCGAUGGUGAUGGAUGAACAGUUUAAAGCGCAGUUGAGAGAACAGAAGAAUGAUAGAUAUAACUUAAAUAGCUAAUAAAUUUAACUCUAGAUAGCUUUGUAUAGCUUGACUGCAUGAGACAGUCCUGGGCCAAACUAUAAGUAGGUAGGCUAAUUCGCCAGUAACUGGCCACACCAAACCAAAAAUGAAUUCUAUUCACCUAUAAAUAGAAAUCAUUUUAGUAUGAGGUGGCCAGUUAUUGAAAGCUGGCUUGUUAUAGUUGUUAUUGAAACCUUAAUCUAAAAAAAAUUCUGUUUAUAGGUGAAUAUAAUUCAUUUUAAGUUUAGGGCGGCCAGUUACUGAAAGUGGCCAGUUAGUUACGGGUUACGCUCGUAGCGCGUAGCCAUGUCUUUGCCGUAUGUAGCGCGUAGUCGCUACGAACAGUGUACCCGACAGUCGGGUUCUUGGCCCUGAAUGUGUUAAGUACUUAGCUGUGUUUAGUUUGAGUAGAAAAAAUAUAAAUAUAGCACACACAGUUAAGAUGUUUAACACAUUAACUGCCAGAGACCCGCUCGGCAGGUUCUCUGUUCGGAGGCGCUUUUCGCUACAAAGCGGAAAGUAUACGUUGUCGGCUACAAGCGUAGUAAGUAGAUCGCAAUUGAUUAAGUACUUAGCUAGCGUAACAUAGACGCGGUUAUCAACUCGAUACCUCGAUAUUGGUUUUUGU